Messenger RNA from Parnassius mnemosyne (clouded apollo), 1164 nucleotides. The record is from the annotation of a GenBank genome assembly. NCBI's taxonomy places the organism in Eukaryota, Metazoa, Arthropoda, Insecta, Lepidoptera, Papilionidae.
AUGCCUUUAUCAAAGUUAUCUCGAUAUUGCUUAGAAAGUAAUAGUUUUUUGGUUCAAGACAUAGUAUUUGGAAGAGAUUGUGGAGUACAUGAUUUAAAUAGGAAUCGGGUGAUAGAUGGAGAAUUCCACAAGAAGUACGAGAAGUAUAGAAUGGAUCCACAAAAAUUUUUCGAGUAUACCAGAAUGAGUGUCGAAACCUUCGAUUAUAUUCUUAUUAAUAUUCAACCAGAAUUGGAGAAAAAAGUCAAUGCAGAUAGAAUUUUACGCGCCGCUGAAAAAUUGUUUUUGACACUAAGAUUUCUCUCUGUUGGGAUGACUUUUAAAUCUCUGGCUCAGUCAUACUCUCUAGGCCGAAGCACCGUCGCCAAAACGAUAUAUCAAACUUUAAAGGCAAUUUGGAAAAAGUUGGUUAUACAGCAUAUGUCACCAAAAUUAACAAGUGAAGAUUUAAGAAAAAUUUCAGACAUGUUUUUUUCUAGAUGGCAAUUCCCUAAUUGCAUAGGAGCCAUUGAUGGAAAACAUUUUCGCAUACAGAAGCCACCACGGAGCGGUAGCCAAUAUUAUAAUUAUAAAAAAUUUUUUUCAAUGGUCCUACAAGCAGUUUCUGAUGCAGAUUAUAAAUUUUCUGUGAUUGAGAUUGGUGGAAAAGGAAAACAAAGUGACGGAGGCACGUUUCAUUUUUCAAAAUUUAAUGAAUUGCUUACUAACAAUCAAUUUAAUAUGCCACCGCCAAGAACAUUACCUGGGUCAAAUAUUUUACUGCCACAUGUCCUAAUAGGCGACGAAGCCUAUCCACUAAAAACGUAUCUAAUGCGACCCUUUCCGUCCAGUGGUUUAGAUGACUCGAAAAGAGUUUUUAAUAAGAGGUUGUCAAGAGCUCGAGUGACAAUUGAGUGUGCGUAUGGUAUAAUGACCAAUAAGUGGCGAAUUUUCCUCAAAGCAAUCGAAACAGACACUAAACAUGCAAAACUAAUUAUUAAGGUUGGAUGUCUACUACAUAAUAUUGUAAGAGAAAAAGAUGGAAACAGUGAUCCCGAUUUUAGACGGUACAUGAGUUCUAGAUCUACAUCUAAUCAAGUUAUAGCGUCUCGGCGGAAUAAUCGAGCUACGUCACAAGCUAUAAACAUAAGAAAUAAUUUCAAAGACUACUUUGUAACCUAUUGA